Messenger RNA from Cynocephalus volans (Philippine flying lemur), 2430 nucleotides. RefSeq names its product endoplasmic reticulum oxidoreductase 1 alpha (gene ERO1A). Gene Ontology annotation, biological process: protein folding in endoplasmic reticulum. Bases 279 to 1676 code for a protein of 465 amino acids. The record is from RefSeq and is a predicted model, not a curated record. Gene Ontology annotation, cellular component: endoplasmic reticulum; endoplasmic reticulum membrane. Gene Ontology annotation, molecular function: thiol oxidase activity; protein-disulfide reductase activity; FAD binding. The transcript is spliced from 16 exons. Lineage: Eukaryota; Metazoa; Chordata; Mammalia; Dermoptera; Cynocephalidae.
CCCGGCCGGGAAGCGGGUUCGUGCGUCAGCCUCACGCGCCGGGAAGGAAGCCGGCCCGAGGCCCCGGGCGGCAGGCGCGGGUGCCGCGGCACGUCCGCAGGCUCUGCCGGGUGGUGGCGGCCGCUGAGAGGCUGGAGAGCCGAGGGCGGGCCUGGGAGGCGGCCCGGAGGUGGGGCACCGCCGGGGUGCGGCCUGCGCCGGCUUCAUCUGAGGGCGCACGGCCUGCGCCCAAGUGCUGAGGACUCCGGGGCGCGGGGCGACGGGCGGCCUGAGCGGCUAUGGGCCGAGGCUGGGGCUUCCUGAUCGGCCUCCUGGGCACCGUGUGGCUGCUCGGCUCGGGCCACGGCGGGCAGCAGUCUCCGGAGACGGCGGCGCAGAGGUGCUUCUGCCAGGUUAGUGGUUACUUGGAUGAUUGUACCUGUGAUGUUGAAACCAUUGAUAGAUUUAAUAACUACAGGCUUUUCCCAAGACUGCAAAAACUUCUUGAAAGUGACUACUUUAGAUAUUACAAGGUAAAUCUGAAGAAGCCAUGUCCUUUUUGGAAUGAUAUCAGCCAGUGUGGAAGAAGGGACUGUGCUGUCAAACCUUGUCAAUCUGAUGAAGUUCCUGAUGGAAUCAAAUCUGCAAGCUACAAGUAUUCUGAAGAAGCCAAUAAUCUCAUUGAAGAAUGUGAACAAGCUGAACGACUUGGAGCAGUGGAUGAAUCUCUGAGUGAGGAAACACAGAAGGCUGUUCUUCAGUGGACCAAGCAUGAUGAUUCUUCAGACAACUUCUGUGAAGCUGAUGACAUACAGUCCCCUGAUGCUGAAUAUGUGGAUUUGCUCCUUAAUCCUGAGCGCUACACGGGUUACAAGGGACCAGAUGCGUGGAAGAUAUGGAAUGUCAUCUAUGAAGAAAACUGUUUUAAGCCACAGACAAUUAAAAGACCUUUGGCUUCUGGUCAAGGGAAAAGUAAAGAGAACACUUUUUACAGCUGGCUAGAAGGCCUCUGUGUAGAAAAAAGAGCAUUCUACAGACUUAUAUCUGGCCUACAUGCAAGCAUUAAUGUGCAUUUGAGUGCAAGAUAUCUUUUACAAGACACCUGGUUGGAAAAAAAAUGGGGACACAACAUUACAGAAUUUCAACAGCGGUUUGAUGGAAUUCUGACUGAAGGAGAAGGUCCAAGAAGGCUGAAGAACUUGUAUUUUCUCUACUUAAUAGAAUUAAGGGCUUUAUCUAAAGUGUUACCAUUCUUUGAACGCCCAGAUUUUCAACUAUUCACUGGAAAUAAAAAUCAGGAUGCAGAAAACAAAAUGUUACUUCUGGAAAUACUUCACGAAGUCAAGUCAUUUCCUUUACAUUUUGAUGAGAAUUCAUUUUUUGCUGGGGAUAAAAAAGAAGCACACAAACUAAAGGAGGACUUUCGACUGCAUUUUAGAAAUAUUUCAAGAAUCAUGGAUUGUGUUGGUUGUUUUAAAUGUCGACUGUGGGGAAAGCUUCAGACUCAGGGUUUGGGCACUGCUCUGAAGAUCCUGUUUUCUGAGAAAUUGAUAGCAAAUAUACCAGAGAGUGGACCCAGUUAUGAAUUCCAUCUAACCAGACAAGAAAUAGUAUCAUUAUUUAAUGCAUUUGGAAGAAUUUCUACAAGUGUGAAAGAAUUAGAAAACUUCAGGAACUUGUUACAAAAUAUUCAUUAAAGAAAAUGAGUUGAGAUAUGCCUGUUUCUGGACAAUGGAGGCCAAAGAGUGGAAUUUCUUUCAAAGGCAUAAUAUAAUAGCAAUGACAGACUUAAGCCAAACAUUUUAUAUGAAGCUGCUUUUGUAAAUGGAGAAUUAUAUUGUUUUAAGUAAACAAAUUUUUUUUAAAAAUUGUGCUAAGUCUAUGUAUAAUGCUAUUGUGAGUAAAAGUAAUACUUUGAUAGUGUGGUACAAAUUUUUAUGUUUAAUAUUGAAUCAAAGCAGGAUUAUCAAAUUCAUGUGUGAUAAAAUUAACUGAAUAGUGUUUCAAUUCAUCUCUCAAACUAGAGUUUUGUGUAAGAAGAUGUAAUAUAAAUAAAACUAUGGCAAAUGUGACAAGUACUUACUAAGGAGGCUCAUGAAUGACCCAUAAUCAACAGCUUAGAAUUGUUUAAUACAUUUAGGGUCUCCAGAUUUAGCAAAUAAAAAUACAGAAUGCAAUGUUAGAUUUGAAUUUCAGAUAAACAAUUCAUUUUUAAAAUAUAAGUAUGUAGUAUGCAAUAUUUGGUACAUACUUAUAUUUAAAAUCAUUCAUAAUAUGUUUGAAAUUCAAAUUUAACUGGGAGUCCUGUGUUUUAUCUGGCAACCCUAAACUACAUUGGUAUGAAACAAAUCACUUUUAGAAUUAUAUUGAUAUUUUGACUGGAUUGUUUUGCUGUAUAGAAAAGUACAAUAACAAGUCAAAGGAAUGUAGGAUUUCUAAACAUUGGGAAAA